CUCAAGUGCUGCAGUAUACGGUCCUCAUUGGUGUCGCGUUCCUCUUCUCUUCUCCCCAAUCUGAUUCACUACCCCCUCCGUCGUCGCCGCCGCCGCCGCAACAGCAGCCAUGUCCCCGUCGCUCCUCCUGCUUCACUCCUCUGCGACUCCUUGUAGGGGGCUUCUGCCUCCGCCAUCCAGCUGCUUCGCCACUUUCUCGCGCGCCUCCUCCCCCCUGCGGCCGCGACACCGCAUCCGCCUCGUGUGCGCCGCCGAGCAGCCCAACGGUGCCGCCUCUCCUGGCUCUGGCUCUGGAGGCGACGCCACGGCAAACCCAACCAACAACGGACUGCCCAAGAACAGGAGGGUUAUUCUCCUCGAAUACGUCAAAAAUGUCCAGCCAGAGUUUAUGGAGCUCUUCAUAAAAAGAGCUCCAGCACAGGUUGUCGAGGCCAUGCGCCAAACAGUGACUAAUAUGAUGGGCACUUUACCACCACAAUUUUUCGCUGUAACUGUCUCAACGGUCGCUGAAAAUCUGGCUCAGCUUAUGUACAGUGUCCUAAUGACUGGAUACAUGUUUAGGAAUGCACAGUACCGUCUGGAACUGCAACAGAGUUUGGAGCAGAUUGCUCUUCCUGAACCAAAAGAAGAAAAGGAUUACGCUCCUGGAACUCAGAAAAAGGUAACCGGGGAAGUUAUCCGUUGGAACAAGGCCACUGGACCUGAGAAAAUUGAUGCUGUAAAAUAUAUAGAAUUACUUGAAGCAGAAAUCGAUGAGCUGAGCCGUCAAGUUGCUAGGAAAACAUCACAAGGAAGUAAUGAGCUGUUGGAAUAUCUGAAGAGUCUAGAGCCUCAGAAUUUGAAGGAACUCACGAGUACUGCUGGCGAGGAUGUCGUCUUUGCCAUGAAUGCGUUCAUAAAGCGCCUGUUGGCGGUCUCUGACUCAGAGCAGAUGAAGACAGCAGUCUCGGAAACAAGUGCAAGUCAGCUGGCCAACUUGCUGUUCUGGCUGAUGAUCGUUGGGUACAGCAUGCGCAACAUUGAGGUGCGGUUGGACAUGGAGCGAGUGCUGGGUGCUCCCCCAAAGGUCGCCGAGCUACCACCACCACCAUCUGGAGGAGAGAACAUAUAAUACGCAGUUAGAAGAAUAGAGCCAACAAACCAACCUGGAAUUGUAGAUGUAGCCAUGUAAGAAUGGGCUCUGAAAGAUGUUGAUUGAAUCAACGAUUGGCUGGUGGCAUUCCAUUGCCUUGCUUUGUACUAAUAUACAGCAGCACUAGUACCAUAGGUGAUUGACUUGUCAUGGCUGAGUGAGGAGGCAAAGAUGCAUAUCCUUGAAUUGAUACUCUUGUGUGCAAAGAAAUGGCAAUGCAAAUUGGGGAGGAAGCUGUUGUUUGAGCUGAAAUUCCAGUUCCAGUCCGCCCAGACAGACACGCAGCAGUUCCGAGCUCCCCUCCGUCAAGUGGCUGAUCCGCAACCACCUGUUGGUGCAUAGGCUAAGGUUGAGUUGUCUGUCUUGUUGAUUCUACUUGUCUUCCUUCUACUCCAUGUUGGUUACCAGGAGCGAGGGAGGGAAGGAAGGGGAAUCGAUAGGAUUAGGGUGCUGUUUGGUUCACGUAUUUGUAAUGUGAUAAAUAACUGAUAAUGUUAAAUUAUGUUUGUUUAAAUCUAACUGUAACUAGAUGUUAAGGAUUA
Molecule: messenger RNA, 1674 nt
Organism: Zea mays
Lineage: Eukaryota; Viridiplantae; Streptophyta; Magnoliopsida; Poales; Poaceae
Exons: 7
Coding region: 110-1111 (333 amino acids)
Source: RefSeq, a predicted model, not a curated record